Messenger RNA from Ictalurus furcatus (blue catfish), 1535 nucleotides. It is a transcript of the gene catip, whose product is annotated as ciliogenesis associated TTC17 interacting protein. The coding region runs from base 368 to 1474 and encodes 368 amino acids. Gene Ontology annotation, biological process: cilium organization; actin filament polymerization. NCBI's taxonomy places the organism in Eukaryota, Metazoa, Chordata, Actinopteri, Siluriformes, Ictaluridae. The transcript has 9 exons. The record is from RefSeq and is a predicted model, not a curated record.
CAGAUUUACGGUAAGGUACAGUACAUGUUAGGUUCACCGUCGCCAUGGAUACCAAGGAACUCGAAUGGGUUUGGGAAAUGAGCGCAACGUCUUUGCAGCUUCACAUCUUACUAAGUUUUAUUAUCGUUUGUCGUUUCUCAAACGUGCUGUUUUUAUAAGUUUAGUUACCUUGUUAAAUCUUAGCACAUUUACUGUUAGCAAGUAACGGAGGGUCUGCUGGCAUCUGUGUGUAACAAAGGUUUUAAUAAAGCGACACAUAUCUGCUAGCUAUACACAGCACUAGCUGUUUUGUUUUGGGUUUCCUAAUAAAUUUAUGUCAGUGUAGUUGAUUCAGACGUACAGGACUCUGGUGUAAACUGUAAAAUCCAUGAUUAAACUGAAAAAUAUGAAGGAAACUGCGUUGCUGCAUGAAAAGACAGAAGAACUGAAAGCCUCGCACGAAGCAUUAGAGUUUCUUUCCAGCAUAGGACCUGAAGAUGUAGAUCAGUGCCUGUUUGUGGACUCUAUGGUGACGGUUUCAGACACUGGCAGAGAGCUAGGAGAGUUCUGUGUUAGUGUACAGAAGGCCAGCUAUAAGGAUGAACCUUGUUAUUUGGUACACGCUAACAGCCAUGGAGCAAUUGACAACAUCCCCUGUGGCACUUCUAUUACGGCUUAUGUAUCCAGGAGCCUCGACACUCUAGAAGAGAAUCAUGAUGAAUAUAUGAAGCUGCAGGAACACACACUGGACAAGAAGUUACACAUAGUGAGGCAAGGCGGUCAUCUAGUGGUGAAUGGAGUCAUCACAGAGAAAGACGAAGUGAAGAAGCAAACAUUUCAAUUCCCUCUGCAUUCUCUACAAGGUUUCGUGUCUGAAGCUUCCAACCUCUUGAUCCUGCGCAUUUUGGCUCAACAAAAGAAAGUUCCAGAAAAUUUGACAUUCCUGUCAUUUGAUGCUGACACCCAGAUUGGUGUGUCAUCCUACCGGGAGCUGGAGGUCAAGAAGCAGGUGGUUGGCAAAGAGGUGGUGGAGGUGUUUGGCAUUGAGAGGACGGUCUCCUCGGCAGAAAAAAUCCCUGCAACCUGGCACUGCUACUUCCUGCCAGAUGGACAUUUAGCCAGCAGGGUGCAGGUGGGCUCGUCAGUAACAAUGCACCUCCUACAGCUUCCUCCUGUAGUCAGUAGUCAGGAUGAGAGAGAUCAUAAGUCAGUUUGUGAGAAGAAGCCCCUGGUCUGGGAAGAGGACAUCGAGCUAUACUCGAAGUUUCUUGACAGAAAGGAAGAGCUGAAGGCUGCUCACUCCUCCUAUGUUAGACAGCACCCUGAGCUUAAAGCACUACUGGCUGACUUCCUACAAAUGCUGCUGUUAAGAAAGCCUCAGGAUGUUUUCUCUUUUGUCCAUGACUUCUUCAUUCCUUUCGACUCUCAGCGCCCACCAGACAGCACCUUCAAUGCGUCACAAAAUAUAACAGCUGCACAAGAUGAUAAAUCCUAGCCAAUCAGGCUGGAAUGUUUUGCAGUGAAUAUUUUAAUAAAGCUUUUGCAUUUGUGCCAGA